This is a messenger RNA of Daucus carota subsp. sativus, 1766 nucleotides long. RefSeq names its product APETALA2-like protein 1. The transcript is spliced from 10 exons. The coding region runs from base 344 to 1681 and encodes 445 amino acids. Gene Ontology annotation, biological process: regulation of DNA-templated transcription. Gene Ontology annotation, molecular function: DNA-binding transcription factor activity; DNA binding. NCBI's taxonomy places the organism in Eukaryota, Viridiplantae, Streptophyta, Magnoliopsida, Apiales, Apiaceae. The record is from RefSeq and is a predicted model, not a curated record.
ACCACCACCACCAAACUUUUUGUUGGUUUUUAAUGAUAACUACACUUGCCUUUUUAUAUGUGUGCCUUGUUUUGGCAAAUUUCACAUACAAAAAAUCUUGACAAUCUUAUCCCUUAAAUACCCCAUCCCACCUCUUGCUACCUUACAUCUGCUCACUCCACCUUUUCUUAUUAUUAUUCAAGUCUGCAUAACUCAUUUGUCGACUUUUUCGAAAUCCUGAUUCCGUUUAUCUCUCACAUAUUAAUAGUCAUCAUGUUGAAGUGAACAUAAUAACCUAGCUAGCUCAUCGGAGUUAAAUAAACACACUACUAUUUUAUAUUUAUAUUUAAGCACCCUUUCUGAGAUGUUGGAUCUUAAUCUUAGUCUUUUAAACAAUGACACCGAUCAUAAUUCGUGGAUGAUCGAAGAAAAUACUAUGGAUGCAGAAGAUUCAAUGACUUCAAACUCGUCAAUUCGAAAUUCUUCUUGUAAUUCAAGUAAUGCAGGUGCAGUGGAUCGGAGCAGGCACUUUGAGUUGGUGACUCAACAACUGUUUCCUGUUAAUGAUAAUACUACUUGUACUACUGUGACUGCACAAAAUAGCUGGAUGAAUUCAUGUUCGAGUUGGACUCCUGUGGAGCCUCAAACUCAUCAUGCUGGAAUCUCAUUCAAUCAAGCUGAGUUUCAACCACGAGUUGAGAAAAAAAAGACGAGGAGAGGGCCGAGAUCACGGAGCUCACAGUACAGAGGAAUCACUUUUUAUCGGAGGACGGGUCGAUGGGAAUCACAUAUCUGGGAUUGCGGGAAACAAGUUUAUUUAGGCGGAUUUGACACUGCUCACUCUGCGGCGAGAGCUUAUGAUCAAGCUGCAAUAAAAUUUCGAGGGGUGGAUGCUGACAUCAAUUUCAACAUUAGCGAUUAUGUGGAAAGUAUGAAACAGAUGGAGAAUCUGAGCAAAGAGGAAUUUGUCCUCAUACUGCGUCGUCAUGGCACGGGUUUCUCCAGAGGAAGCUCAAAAUACAGAGGUGUCACCCUGCACAAAUGUGGCAGAUGGGAAGCUAGGAUGGGACAGUUUCUUGGUAAAAAAUAUAUCUAUCUUGGAUUGUUCAAGAGUGAAGUAGAAGCUGCAAGGGCUUAUGACAAAGCCGCCAUCAGAAGUAAUGGAAGGGAAGCCGUCACAAAUUUUGACCCAAGUGCAUAUGAAAAUGAAAUGAUAUCCGAAACUCAGGGAGGAGCUAACGGCAGCAAUCUUAAUCUCAAUUUGAGUAUGUCUAUCCCCUCUUUUGUGAAUGGACUCCCGGAAAAUGAGAACAUGUUGAGUCCACGGUAUAAUCAAUUUGAUACAUUGAGGUCAAGGAAGUUACAGAAUCCUGAUAUGACAAUGAUCGGUAACAAUGAUUUAAGUGAGUCACCAAUAAUAUCUAUACAUCCUUCUUUGGGUAUACAUCCUGAUCAUUCAAGGUACACGGAAAGAACAACUGAAAAAUUAAAUGAAGUAAGUUCUUCAUUCGGGCCCCAAAAAUUGUCGUGCCAAAAAAAUAACUGUCAAGUUCAUUCUCCUUCGGUUAGAUUUCUUUCAACUGCAAUAUCAUCAGGAUUCCCAGCUCUUGCCAACAGUCUCCCAGCAUCCACUCAUUCUUCAGUAGCAACAAGUCAAUACUUUCACACAUCUUCUAUCAACGUCUCUCAAUACUUUUAUUAGUUAGAAUUGCAGCAGGCUAUUAAUCAUUUGUAUUACUUCAACUCUUUUGAUAUUUUUAUUAGCCUACUGUUUGAGUUUAUUUUCA